Molecule: messenger RNA, 3687 nt
Organism: Fusarium vanettenii 77-13-4
Lineage: Eukaryota; Fungi; Ascomycota; Sordariomycetes; Hypocreales; Nectriaceae
Exons: 2
Coding region: 1-3687 (1228 amino acids)
Source: RefSeq, a predicted model, not a curated record
AUGAAGAUUUCCAACCUGUUCGUCGCAGCUCUGAUACCUCUCAGCCAUGCAUCCCCCAAGAUCGUCUCGGCGCCUGAGCUGCAGCUGGUAGAGCUCCUGGAAAAGCACAACCUCGCGCUUGUUCCUCGUUCAGAGUUGACAGAUGCGCUGAAGGAGCUCAAUGUGCUACUCAAGAGCAGCGCCAGUCUCCGAUCGCCAGUCUUGCUCAAACGCCAAAAUUCCACAGACUCAGGUUCCAGCUCGAGCUCAGAUGAUGGAGAGUCUAGCCGGGGCAUCAGUAUUCCUGGACUCGGUGACCUAGGGGAGUCUCUCGGCGGCCUCACCAAGGCGCUCGGAAAUCUCGAGGGCCUUUUGAAAGCUCUCGGUGAUUUGCUCACCCCCGAGUUUCUCCAGGCUUUCCACGAUGCCAUGGUCUACCUCGCCGCGACUUUGAAGCCGCCUGUUCCCAACACCAUCAGGGCGCUUCUCACAAAGGCUGGUCCACUUAUAGAUGUGGUAUCAGAAUUGGACUUGAAGGGACUGGUCGAUGAGAUCAAGGAUGUCGACAUCGCUGGCAUUGUCAACAAGGUCCUCAAGCUCCUCACAACCGACAAUCUCAACAACAUCGACAAUCUUUUGUCAAAUGGUGCAGCUCUUCUGACACCCGGCUUCGUCAACGGCACCCAAUCUCUCAUUCAAGAUGUUUCGCCAUUGCUGGGUGAUCUAUCGCCGUUACUCAAGAAGCUGACGGAUCUUGACCUCGAUGGGAUCCUCCAAGCUUUGGAACCUCUUCUCAAGAAGGAAUCGAUCGAGGAUGUCGUGAAGCUAGUUGAUAGCGCACAAACAUUACUGUCGCCUACUUUCGUCAAGCAAAUCCAGUCCCUCGUCAAGGACGUCUCACCCUUGCUGGGUGAUUUAUCACCACUCCUCAAAAAGCUUACAGAUCUGGACCUUGAUGGCAUUCUUGAAGCUUUGGAACCGCUUCUCAAGAAGGAUUCGAUCGAAGACGUUGUUUCUUUGGUCAAGAACGCAGGAAAUCUACUGUCGCCAAAUUUCGUCAACCAGACACAAUCCCUCAUCGAAGAUAUCGGCCCCGUACUUGGCGACAUCUCACCACUUCUGAAAGAGCUUACAAAGCUGGAUCUCGAAGGCCUCCUGGAAGCAAUUAAGCCGUUGCUCACAGAGGACUCGAUCAAAGGCAUCGUCAGUUUGUUGAAGAAUGCUGGCAGCCUCUUGACACCAAAAUUCGUCGAUCAAACCCAGGACCUCAUCGGCGGGAUUGGCCCAGUAAUCAAGGACCUUUCUCCGUUCCUGAAGGAACUCACCAAGUUGGACCUCGAAAACAUCUUGAAAGCGCUGCAGCCGCUUCUCAAGGAAGACUCUAUCAAGAGCAUCGUGGGCCUCGUGAAGAAUGGAGGAGACCUCUUGACACCCAAGUUUGUUGACCAGACGCAAGAGCUCAUCGGUAGCGCAUCGCCGCUGAUUGAUAAAUUGUCUGAUAUUGACAUCAAGGGGGUUCUGGAUGCUUUGAAGCCGGUUCUUACCAAGGACUCGAUCCAGGGAAUCGUGCAGCUCUUGCGCAACGCAGAAUCGCUGUUGACAAAAGAUACUGUCGCAAGUCUGAAGUCACUUCUUUCUACUGCAUCGCCUUUGAUCAAGAAGCUCUCGGAUAUUGAUCUGAAAGGAGUUCUCGACGCCUUGGCACCAAUCUUGACCAAGAACUCGGUCCAGGGCAUCGUGAACCUGCUACGAAAUGCCGAGUCGUUAUUGUCCAAGGAGGCCGUCGCGAACAUCAAGUCUCUAUUGUCAAGCGCUGGGCCACUCAUCGAAACCCUUUCAGACAUUGAUCUCGCAGGCGUCUUGAAAUCUUUCGCGCCGCUGCUUACCAAAGACUCUAUCAAUGGCAUCGUCGGGCUCCUCGAGAACGCCGAGUCUCUUUUGACGAAGGCCACGGUCAAGGAUAUCAAGACUCUCCUUUCAAGCGCUGGCCCUCUCAUUAAUGGCCUUGGCAAGCUUGACUUGGAGGGAGUCCUUGAGGCACUACAGCCCCUCCUGACCAAGAAUUCCAUCAAAGGCUUGGUUGACUUGCUCGGAAACGCUGAGGAUCUCCUAAGCAAGGACACCGUCAAGAGCAUCAAGUCACUUCUUUCAAGUGCCGCCCCUCUUAUCACUGGUCUUGGCAAGGUUGACCUGAAAGGGGUUCUUGACGCCCUACAACCACUCCUAACCAAGAGUUCUAUCAAAGGUCUGGUUGAUUUACUUGGCAACGCCGAGGAUCUCCUGACUAAGGAUACUGUCAAGAGCAUCAAGUCACUUCUUUCGAGCGCGGCUCCCCUUCUCACCAGUCUAGGAAAGAUUGAUCUGAAGGGGGUCCUUGACGCAUUGGCACCCUUGCUCACCAAAGAUUCCAUCAAGGGGCUGGUUGGACUUCUUAACAAUGCCGAAGAUCUUCUCACCAAGAAUUUUGUCUCCCAAACGAAAUCGCUGAUCUCCAAGGCCGCCCCUCUCCUCGACAGCCUAGACAAGGCCGACUUGAAGGGCUUGCUUGACCAAGUGGGACCACUCUUGAAGGAGAUCAGCAAGCUUGAUCUGGACAAGCUGUUGGCUGCCGUCCAACCCUUGCUCACGUCUGAUUCCAUCAAGGGUAUCGUUCGCCUCCUCGACAAUGCUGAAGAUCUACUGACGAAGAAAUUCGUCAACGAGACUCAGUCAUUGAUCUCUGGUGCUGUUCCUCUGAUAUCUGCACUCGGCAAAGUUGACCUCCCUGAUUUAAUCGAUCAGAUCUCUCCUUUGCUUUCAGAAAUCAGCAAGAUUGACCUCGUCAAGCUGGUCAAGAAGCUAUCUCCGCUCCUUGAUGAGAUCAGUGACCUUGACAUCAAAGGCCUGUUCGAUGCCAUCUCGCCCUUGCUCUCCCCUGACGGCGUGAGGGGCAUCACGGAACUGCUGGGCAAUGCGGAGAACUUGCUCACCAAAAAGUUUGUCAAUCAAACACAUACUCUUAUUGACGAAGCUGUUCCUCUGGUCUCGGCGCUGGGUGAAAUCGACUUGAAGAAGCUUAUCCGUCAACUGCAGCCUUUGCUUCAAGCACUUGGGGAGAUCGACUUCAAGGAUCUCAUCGAGAAGGUCAAGCCAUUGCUCAAUGCUCUUUCGAAGAUAGACCUAGCUGGCUUGGUGAAGAAGAUCCUUCCGAUACUUGAUUCACUGGAAGAGAUAGAUAUCGAGGCCCUUUUCGAUGCCUUGAAGCCCUACCUUACUCCCAAGACUCUGAAGGGUUUGCUUGGUCUUGUGGGCAACGCAGAAGACCUUCUCACUGCCAAAUUUGUCAAUCAAACUCAUACCCUCAUAGGAGGUGCGGUGCCAUUGAUCAACGUCUUGAACAAGGUCGACAUCGAAGGACUGUUCAAGAUAGUCGAACCACUACUGAAGGAGUUGGACGGCAUUGACCUGACGGGGCUCGUUGAUGCUGUGAAGCCUCUUCUCAACGCUCUCAAGAAGAUCGACAUCAAGGGAAUUGUUGAGCAGGUGUUGCCGUUGAUCACGCCUUCCAGUGUUAAGGGCAUUCUGGGGCUCUUGGGCAACGCUGAAUCCCUCCUGAGUCGGACAUUUGUGUCACAAGUGUCGGAGCUCAUUGGUGAUGCAACACCGCUCGUUGCUACUGUAGCAGAUCUUGUUCACGCUGUGCUGAAGGAAUUGAUGGGACGAACGUAA